AUGUUUGGCCGGCCGUCCGACGUCGCUGGCUACUGGCGCAGCAAACUGGACACGUGUGGCGAUAGCUUUACUUCAUCGCGUAGACUUUCUUCGCUGCAAUGGGCCAUAAAAUGGUACGGCAUGGGCAAGACGUCAGUCCAGAGCGUUCUUAACAUACCCGGCCGCAUCGGCUGGCUGACCAUGGAAUGCCCGGGCUUCCUGACGUUGAUGUACAUCAUGAACACGCUGACUAAGCAAGAGGGCAUUGAUGAUCUGCCCUGGCAGAACAAGGUGCAGGUGAUCCAUUACAUAUACCGCGCCAUCCUCUUCCCGCUGAUGGCGCCGUCGAUGUCGCCGAUGCACGUGCUGGUUUGGUGCAUGGGGGUCAUAUUUCAGCUGGUCAAUGCCACAUGUCUGGGCAGCUUUCUGGCAGCCUACGGCCCGCGCACGGCGGCGGACUGGCGGACGCAGCUGGCGCCUUGGCCGACGCUCCAGUUCGUCGUGGGCAUCACGGUCUUCUACCUGGGGCUGACGGUCAACUUCAUCUGCGACGACGAUCUGCGGGAGAUCCGCCGUCGGGCUGCCCUGAAGAGAGACGACAAUGCGAGCGACAGCAACGGCGGCAGUGGCAGUGCGGUACAGAAGCUGUACCUGCUGCCAGACACCGGCCUGUUCCGAUACAUGCUGUAUCCGCACUACUUUGCCGAGUGGGUCGAGUGGACGGGUUUCUACAUGGCGGCCGGCUGGGGCUGCGUGCCGGCUCGCAUGUUCCUGCUCAACGAGGUGGCGGCUAUGUUGCCACGCGCCGUGAGCGGAAAGCGAUGGUACAUUGAGAGAUUCGGUGCCGACCGGGUGGGCAAGCGGCGGGCUGUCAUUCCGGGGGUGUUGUAG
Molecule: messenger RNA, 870 nt
Organism: Grosmannia clavigera kw1407
Lineage: Eukaryota; Fungi; Ascomycota; Sordariomycetes; Ophiostomatales; Ophiostomataceae
Product: 3-oxo-5-alpha-steroid 4-dehydrogenase family protein
Exons: 3
Coding region: 1-870 (289 amino acids)
Biological process (GO): steroid metabolic process
Cellular component (GO): membrane
Molecular function (GO): 3-oxo-5-alpha-steroid 4-dehydrogenase activity
Source: RefSeq, a predicted model, not a curated record